This is a messenger RNA of Linnemannia hyalina, 918 nucleotides long. NCBI's taxonomy places the organism in Eukaryota, Fungi, Mortierellomycota, Mortierellomycetes, Mortierellales, Mortierellaceae. The record is from the annotation of a GenBank genome assembly.
AUGUUCGCAAAGCACCGCACCACCGGCUAUAACGGAUACGCUCUCGCAGUUGCCACUGCCUCCAACUUUGGACUUGUCGGGAACGGACGUCUUCAUAUUCUCAACGUCGGAGCCGGACCAGCAGGAGAAGUCAUCAACACCGAGAGAGUUUUUGAUACACAGGAUGGACUUUUCGAUGUCUGCUGGAGCGAAGUCAACGAGAAUCAAUUGGUCACAGCCAGCGGCGAUGGAUCCAUAAAACUCUGGGAUACUACAUUGGCUGACUUUCCUAUUCAAAACUGGCAUGAGCACCAACGGGAGGUCUUUUCUGUCAACUGGAACUUGGUCAGGAAGGAUUCGUUCCUGAGUGCAUCCUGGGAUAACACCAUCAAGCUCUGGAGCCAAAACAGUCCUCAGUCAUUACAGACGUUCAAAGGACACUCCCACUGUGUCUACGCGGCAAUGUGGUCGCCUCAUUCACCUUCGCUAUUUGCAUCAUGCUCUGGAGAUCACACUGUCAAGCUUUGGGACACCAACUCACCUGCACCUGUUCAGACGAUUCUUGCACACGGCAACGAGGUGUUGACAUUGGAUUGGAACAAGUACCAGGAUCACACUGUUGUGACAGGAUCGGUUGAUCACACCAUCAAGGUGUGGGAUCUGCGUCGCCCCGACCGUGAACUGAACUGCCUGAGAGGACACGAGUAUGCUGUCCGCAAGGUCAAGUGCUCGCCUCACAGUGGAUCACUGGUGGCAUCGACAUCGUAUGACAUGACGAUGCGAAUGUGGGAUAUUACGACGGGUGAUAUGAUUGAGAUCCAUGAUGCCCAUACGGAGUUUGUGCUUGGUGUUGACUUUAACCUGUACCGGGAUCGGGAGAUUGCGACCUGUGCCUGGGACGAGAGUGUCCAUGUCUUUACGCCACGGUGUCUCAUGUAA